Molecule: messenger RNA, 1188 nt
Organism: Gracilinanus agilis (Agile Gracile Mouse Opossum)
Lineage: Eukaryota; Metazoa; Chordata; Mammalia; Didelphimorphia; Didelphidae
Product: inosine-uridine preferring nucleoside hydrolase-like
Exons: 6
Coding region: 1-1188 (395 amino acids)
Molecular function (GO): hydrolase activity, hydrolyzing N-glycosyl compounds
Source: RefSeq, a predicted model, not a curated record
AUGCGCACAGACGCUAAUCACGCAGGCUCUGAAGGUGUCCCUCUGAGAAAUCACAAAGGAGUAGGAUUUGACCAGACAUUGGGAAGGUCUAUUACUAGUAACGCAGGGGACCCACUGUGUGAUUUGGGAUCUUGUUCAGUGACCAUGAAGUUGCUAUUUAAUUCCUCUGAACUCUUACAAAUGCUCAGCAAGAUGAAGCGACUUGCCCAAGGUCGCACAGAAAUAUCAGCAAUGGCAAAGAAAUCACUGGUGAUUGAUGUGGAUGCUGGGGUAGAUGAUGCCAUUGCACUAAUGAUGGCUCUGGAAGCUCCUAAUGUUGAAGUCCUGGGGAUCACUUGCUGUUUUGGGCAUACUUCAGUGGAUAACGUGUGUAAAAAUGUCCUCUGGGUGUUACAAAAGUGUAACAGCUUACAGAUUCCAGUUUAUCAAGGAGCUUCUUCCCCAUUCCUUAAUAAUAUGAAAAGUGAUUCAUUUUUUGGGAAAGAUGGCUUAGGCGAUGUUUCUGAUGCAGAUGCUCCAGGAUUGGACAAACUCCAAGAAGAACAUGCAGUACCUGCAAUGAUCCGAAUGAUUAGUCAACUACCUGGCCAGGUAACUUUAGUAGCCACCGCUCCUUUGACCAAUCUAGCCCUGGCUGUGAAAAUGGACCCAAGCUUUCCUAUGAAAAUUAAAAAUCUGUUCAUAAUGGGAGGAAAUAUGAAUUCCAGAGGAAACAUGGAUACAUGUUCUGAAUUCAAUUUUGCAGCAGAUCCAGAAGCAGCUUACAUCGUCUUAAAUGAGUACAUUUGCCCUACUUACAUCGCAACUUGGGAAUUUGUAUGCAUGCAUGCAUUGCCUUCCGAAUUUUAUGAGCAAUGGAUUUCACAAAAUAGCAAAAAAGCUAAGUUUUUAAAAGAAAUCAAUGAUCAGACUGUGGACGAUUUAAAGGACACAUGGAAAUCUACCACACUGUUUGGGACACCGGGCUAUCUGCCUUCUGAUUGCUUUGCUGUAGCAGCUGCGAUUGAUGAGGACUUCAUCACUAAAGCAAUAGACUGUGCUGUAUCUGUGGAAUUGGCUGGCUUCCACACUCGAGGCAUGAUGGUUUUGGAUACCGAUGACAAGCUUAAGAAGAAAAACAAAGUUUCAAUCAUGAUGGAGUGUAAUAUAGAAAAAUUCAAGGCACUUCUGACAGAUAGUUUGAAAUGA